AUGAUUGAAAGGUUAGAGCCAUACGUACAACAAGCAGAAAAGGACUACCCAAAAGCUAUAGCUAAAGUCUCUGAAAAUCAGCCAUUAUUGAAAGUUUUAUUUCGUGUCCUUUCUACACGCAAAGACGAUAGUAAUAACAUAUUUACAACAGAUAGAAAUAAAUAUUUGAUAGAACUUCGAGAUAUGCUUCCAAUGACAAAGGUUGAAAAGCAGGAACUUUACACUAAAAUAAUGAAGCAAAUGCAUUCUAGUGGCAAAAAACAAGCAGAAAUGUUUUGGAAACUUGAGGAAAUAAGGAUGAUGGUAGACAAUAAAUGCUUUGUUGAUGCAGAAAAAGAAAUUUCAAAUUUUGAUGAGAAAUCAAAUGAUAUGGCCGAUAUGAAAGGCCGUUUCUGGUAUAUCAAAGGAAGAUUUUUCCGUUGUAAAGAGUAUAAAGAGUAUACCAAAGCAAGUAAAUGCUUUUGGAAAUCAUACCAAUUUAAUAUGAAUACAGACAACGUUCCUGAAUCCGCAAUCGCUUUAAAUGCAUUAGGAAAUACAUACUUCGACAUGAAAGAUGAUGAAAAGGCAUUGAUGUAUCAUAAAAAAGCAUUUGAUUUACUACAAUCUUUCUUAUUGAAUGAUCUUCAUCCUGAUUUAUCUGUUUACGAAUUUAAUAUUGGCACUAUAUAUCUCUCAAAGGCUAGUAAACAGCUUUCUAUUUGUAAAUGUGUCACAGAUGAUGUAAAAGAAAACUUAGAGAAAGCUCUACAGAUAUUCGAAAAAUCUAUGGCAAAGGAUGAGAAAAUGAAAACACACAGAAUGCCAAAAUAUGGCAAUAAGCUAGCAGAGAAAGCCAAAGCAUUGUUUUACUUAAGUGACAACGAGGAAAAGCGUAAAGAAGCAAUUGAUAUUAUGAAGGAAUCACUCACAAUAAAAGUAGCUCCUUUCACAGAACCAGAUAAAAAUAAAACAUUGGCAAUUUUCAAAACUGGGCAGACAUUCAUCAAUUGGCGAGAAGACGUUUCCAAUGAUAAAACCAUUGCGAAAUUACUGUUGAAAGAGGCUAUUCAUUGUUUUCGGAAGGCAGAGGAUGAAAUUAAAGAAAGCGAAUCAGCUAGUCUGGAUGGGAAAGACAAGACUGAUUUCAUUUCAGUGUAUGAAAAGAUUGCAUCACAAGGUCUUGUUAGUCGAAAAGAAGCGAAACUCAUUAAUUCUUUCUGUGAGGAUUAUAAAACAGGUGCAUUGUUUGAAUCAUUCUCAUCAAAUGAGAGCUCCUCGUCAAACUCAGAUCUAAAUACCUCGGCAAUUACUAAUCAAGAUACACACGAUUCCGACGAAGGUCAUUAUAGUUGUGACGAUGAAAGUUAUUCUGGUAAAGGUAUAUUAAGUGCAGAGACGGAGAAACAGCAUGCUGCUCAGUUUGAGAAGGAUUUUUACUUAAAACUCAGCGCACAAACAUCAAAAGAUAUGAAGAAAAGACGACACUCUGAUUCAUCCGAAUCAGAUUGAUAAUUUCAUGUAAUAUAGAGACAGGCUAUCUCCGGUUUAAACAGAUGAAAGAAUUGCAAAAACAGCGAAAUCAGACAUGUUGCAAUUGUUACUUGUAUAAAAUGGUACACUACAUAAAUGUAUUUAAAAAAGUAACUGUUUGUUGGCGGCGACAAUGUAUGGCGUCGUCUCUUAUGGAAUGCCCUUUUUGUGGCACAUGGUAGGAGCUGUUAUCAUGUUGUGUUUAGUAGCUUUAUCUCAAUCUUUAAAAAUUAAGUAAACAAGUAUGUUAUAUCUGUAUUUUAUCGAAAAGCGUGUACAUUGUGAUAUUUAUUUUUAUGAAAUUGCCAGCUUAGCUUUAUUUCCGCUUUAUUGAUACUACUUAAAGCCGGACUCUGAUUAUUUAAUGUAAUUUUGAAAAACACUGGUAUUUUCAUUCUUUAACAAUCUAAUAAUUAAAUGUGUGUGUGAGCGUGCGUGCAUGUGUGUGUGCGUGUGCGCGUGUAUAUGUGCGUGUGUGUUGUUUUGUUAUGUAUACUGUUAUGUCAAACUUUAUUAUCAGAUUUGGAUUGAAGUAAAAUGUAUUAUUGAACACAACUUUAUAUCUAUUGCACUUCAAUUUUUAAGUUUUUCCCUGGUUUUGCACACAUGUUGUCUGUGAAAAUGUCAAGAUCUUGAUCAAGAUCCUUGGUUGAUACAUCAUACAAAGAGAUUUCAAAAUAAUGAUUGCUGAGCAAUUUUUUUGCAGUUGCAAUAUCUUUGAUAACUAGUUCGCAGGUGUCGAAUAUUGCUAAAAAUGGGAACAGUAUUAGGCUUGCAGUUGAAAUAUGUUGCUUUUAUGUCUUUCAUAAUUCUAUAACUUUGAUUUGUAUAAUUUUUUAAUCUAAAAUUUAGUAUUUUCUAGCUUGUUUCCACUUUUCCUCACCUGUGACCAAGAUUAAGGACAUUUACUGUCAGUAACGUGUGUAGUGGGAAAUAAAUUUAUAAGAAAAUA
Messenger RNA from Ruditapes philippinarum (Manila clam), 2464 nucleotides. RefSeq lists its product as uncharacterized. The transcript has 3 exons. The coding region runs from base 1 to 1491 and encodes 496 amino acids. Gene Ontology annotation, molecular function: protein binding. Lineage: Eukaryota; Metazoa; Mollusca; Bivalvia; Venerida; Veneridae. The record is from RefSeq and is a predicted model, not a curated record.